Molecule: messenger RNA, 4799 nt
Organism: Rattus norvegicus (Norway rat)
Lineage: Eukaryota; Metazoa; Chordata; Mammalia; Rodentia; Muridae
Gene: Cxcr5
Product: C-X-C motif chemokine receptor 5
Biological process (GO): G protein-coupled receptor signaling pathway; immune response; lymph node development
Cellular component (GO): membrane; plasma membrane
Molecular function (GO): G protein-coupled receptor activity; C-X-C chemokine receptor activity
Source: RefSeq, a predicted model, not a curated record
GGAGGGGAGGGGAGGGGAGGGGAGGGUCGGGUCGGGUCUUGGCCCUUCCUGAUGUUCUUUCUGAGUCUACAACACAACCUGAGAAAAGUGCAGUGAUUGAGAACCAGGGAGGAGACAGUCCCAGAUCAAUUCCAGGCUCCUCCCACUUCCUCACAUUGCCAUCUGCAUCACCACACCUGACUGCUGAGUGCCCACAGACACACGCGCGCGCGCGCGCGCACACACACACACACACACACACACACACACACACACACACACUUAUCACACACCUCCCUAAUGUCCAGCUUAGGUCCUACUUCCACAAAGUCUUCCCCGAUCUUUGAAGUGUCUAGCUAUAUGAAGUAAGAUGGUUUUGAUUUUAUCCUGCCAAGAAUUGUUCUAUCAAGACUUGGCUUCCACAGAUGACGGGUUUCCCACUAUAAAAUCCACUGGUGGGUUAGAACCAUCAACAUGAAGUCCAUUAAGCAUGCUGCCAGGAGUAGGAGACGCCUACAGAAAAGGUCACGCUAAUUGUAAGUAAAUAUGUACUGAGUCCCGAACAAGGAAACUCACUUUCCCAUAGUUUGUCCUUGUCAUAAGGGACCUUCUGGACCACUGACAGGAAAUCACCUAAGGUCAAAGCACAGGCUGAUAAGGUACCCAGAAACCAGUUCUUUGAAAAGUAGUUGAAUACAUUAGGGUGUGGGUUGGGACACAUGAGACUCACAGGCACAUGAUGUCUGUACCCAGAGGUCACUUGGGAGACAUGCUACAAGGUCCUGUCUGAGGCCCAGGGGCUGCUGGGGAUGUCAUAGAAGAUACAUUUGACUCAGCAUGAGGACUCAGUUUCUAAUUCUAAACACUAAAUCAUCCGACUCUGAAAGAUGACCUACCCUCCCCCCUUUGCAUUUUAUUUUAUGGAUGGGUCUCAUCACAUUGACCAUGUUAGCCCCAAACUCACAAUCUUCCUGCAUCACCCUCCCAAGUGUUUGGGUGACAGACAUUCACUCUCACAUCUGAGGAAACAUGGUUUCAUGACGCAACUUUCUCUGCCUUGAGUGCUUGUAUGUUGCUGGGCAGGAGAGGCAAGACCAUGUGGCAUAGGGUUGGAAGGAUGUACAGUGCUUAGUCAGUUCCAGACCUAGGAAGCACUGAGGCUGUAUAUCCCUGAGCAGUAUAGGACUGGAAGAGCUAGAGCGGGGCUCCAGCCCCUUGUCCUAGCCUUCUUCCUCCUUAAGAACAGUUUCGGGGACCAGCAAGAUGGCUCAGCAAGAAAAGACACUUGCCACCAAGCCUGACCACCUGAGUUUGAUCCCCAGAUCCCACAUUCCUACAUUGUAGAAGGAGAGAACCAACUCCCACAAGUUGUCCUCUGAGACUCCAUAGUCUCCCCUCCCCGUCCCCGUGUGUGUGUGUGUGUGUGUGUCUGUCUGUCUGUCUGUCUUUCUGUUUGUCUCUGUCUGUCUCUCUGUGUGUAUCUGUCUCUGUCUGUCUCUCUGUCUCUGUGCGUGUCUGGCCCUGUCUGUCUCUCUGUCUCUGUGUUUGUGUGUCUGUCUCUGUCUCUCUGGGUAUGUCUGUCUGUCUGUCUCUAUCUGUCUCUGUCUGUCUCUAUCUCUGUGUCUCUCUCUGUGUUUCUCUCUCUGACAUCACACACACACACACACACACACACACACACACACACACACACACACAAAUAGAGAAAAGAGGGAAGAGACUACAAUAGCCCAAAGAGAGCCUAAAAGUCUUCACACUUUAGUCCUGAGGAAGAUGUGUAUAUUGAGGAAGAGGAGGGACUAUAACCAAGCUUUGAAGGCAGAGAAAGGUGAGACUGGACUAUGGAGGAGAUGAUGGAAGAGGAAUGCUGCCAGGACAGGAUCCCCUCGGGAGGAAAGGGAAGGGUAAUAACAAUGGCAAAGCAGAGAACAGCACGGCCUGUGUGGGUGGUGAUUUGGCUUAGAAGGGGAGGGUGAUUGCAGAGUCGGGGCAAAGCAAAGCAAAACACACAAACAGUAGUGCCUUUAGGUACAGUCUUACACCAUCGUGGACUAAGUCGGGAAAUGCCCUUCCAUGGAGGAAAACCCACCAGGACAAGACCUGGUGGGAAAUGGAUCAAUGCCCACCACAGUUCUUCAUGAAAGAAGCAGCUUUCAGGAUGGGACAGAGCAGGCGCGGUGAGCUUGCCAAUGGGAGAGGUUGACAACCAUGGAGUCAGGACCCUUGGGUGCAAGGUAGCCAUCAUUGGACCAUUGGUGCAUUAUGGGAUCCUGGGCGCUGGCAUCGACCUUCUCAGCAUCAGACAGUGACCAGCCUGGUGACGCAGAGCUGUAGCGAUGAACUACCCACUAACCUUGGACAUAGACUCCAUCACCUACAACAUGGAUGAGCUGUACAAGGAACUGGCCAUCUACAGUAACAGCACGGAGAUCCCCCUACAGGACAGUAUCUUCUGUUCUACAGAGGAGGGGCCCCUACUGACUUCCUUUAAGACGAUAUUCAUGCCUGUGGCCUACAGCCUCAUCUUCCUCCUGGGUAUGAUGGGAAACAUCCUCGUACUGGUAAUCCUGGAGAGGCACCGGCACACUCGGAGCUCAACGGAGACCUUCCUGUUCCACCUGGCAGUAGCCGACCUUCUCUUGGUCUUCAUCUUGCCUUUUGCAGUGGCUGAGGGCUCUGUGGGUUGGGUCCUAGGGACCUUCCUCUGCAAAACUGUGAUCGCCCUGCACAAGAUCAAUUUCUACUGCAGCAGCCUGCUGCUGGCCUGCAUAGCUGUCGACCGUUAUCUGGCCAUCGUCCAUGCGGUCCACGCCUACCGCCGCCGCCGUCUCCUCUCCAUCCACAUCACCUGCUCGACUAUUUGGCUAGCCGGCUUCCUAUUUGCCUUGCCAGAACUCCUCUUUGCCAAGGUUGUCCAACCUCAUAACAACGAGUCCUUACCACAGUGCAUCUUCUCCCAAGAAAAUGAAGCCGAAACUAGAGCCUGGUUCGCCUCCCGGUUUCUCUACCACACUGGGGGCUUCCUGCUACCGAUGCUCGUGAUGGCCUGGUGUUAUGUGGGAGUGGUACACAGGCUAUUGCAGGCCCAGCGGCGCCCUCAGAGGCAGAAGGCAGUCAGGGUGGCCAUCUUGGUGACAAGCAUCUUCCUUCUCUGCUGGUCACCCUACCACAUUGUCAUCUUCCUCGAUACACUGGAAAGGCUGAAGGCUGUGAACAGCAGUUGCGAAUUGAGUGGCUACCUCUCGGUGGCUAUCACCUUAUGUGAAUUCCUGGGCCUGGCUCACUGCUGUCUCAAUCCCAUGCUCUACACCUUCGCUGGCGUAAAGUUCCGCAGUGACUUGUCUCGGCUUCUGACCAAGCUGGGCUGUGCUGGCCCGGCCUCCCUUUGUCAGCUCUUUCCGGGCUGGCGCAAGAGCAGUCUCUCUGAGUCAGAGAACGCUACUUCUCUUACCACCUUCUAGAUCCCGGGGUCUCAGCCCCCGGCUCUGUUUCUGUUUUCCUUGGGAGCAUAAACGUGGUGUUAGAAACCUGUCUAACAUAAGCUGGGAUUCUAAGAGCUAUUGGGGCCAGUGUCCCCCAGCUGGGACGGCUAGACAAACUCUUUCUAGAAUGUUCCCAAAGCUCUUCUGCCAGCCCUCAGGCUAGACUAGAGCCACAGGAGGGGAAAGCGGCCCAAAGGCAAGGCAAGCAAUACCCAGACCACCUAUAUCCCCUUGGACGAAGAGGACUCCACACACCUCCCAUCUUAACAAGCUAAAGUGAAGACUCAGCUUUAUUUCUUCCUGGCCAUAGGGAAAAGCCACCUCUGCCUGCGGCACACAGUCUCAUCUUCCUCCCAAUUAUGAGCUCAGACUCUCCUCAGCUACCGACUGCUGCAGCUCCCCAUUACUCCUACACCACUGAGGAACAGCCACCUGGCGGCAGACUGUGGCCUUAAUGUGCCUGUCUCCUAAAUACAGACGUAUGCCAGACCUUCACCCGUGCCUUUCUCCUAACCAGCAGGAACCUGAAACUGAUCUGCUUUAGGUAGCUGUCUGCUCCAACCAAACCACCACUGGAUCAGCCCCAUGUUACUGGAUCUUGGAUUACAGACUGAGGGCAAGUUCCAGAAGGUCCUGGAACCUUGCCAGUAUCCUGAGAAGAGUAAAGGGCAAGCAAGCCAGCAGGAAAGAGGCCCAGUGGAAAAAAAUGGAAAGACACCUUUUCCAGGCUCCAAAGAGGAACAAGUAAAAAUCCAACCCAGCUGUCUUCUCCACCCAUGGACCAAAGCUUCCAGAUUGGCAGGGAGAUGAGAUCCAGGGCCCUAGUGGAUUCUGGGCACCGAUGGGGAAGGAGGUCAACUGCCUGGGGAAAGUAAGCCUCAGGAGAGGGGACAUUUAGCUAAGAGAAUGAAGAUAGAGGUCCCUGUCUUCAUUAGGUAGAGACAAAGUGAGAAGCCGACCUGGGUGGGCAAGUCCCCAGGCCCAGGGAGGCAGUACCUUGCACCUGGGAGGGUACUACUCAGAUAGAACCAGCGGAAACUGCUCCACACCUACUUAGGGGAAGCCAGCAGGCAACUCUGAGCUCUGCUUCCUCCCAGCCACUGAUCUAGGAGGGUGGGGGGUGGACUGAGGGAAGCAGAGUUGCCUAGCACCACUCAAGUCAACCAUACAGGCUCCCGGGGGACCCCACUGGGGAAAUCAAUGCUAUAGCUCCGGAGACUGUAUCCUCAUUGCAGAAUGGUGGUGACACCUGGGGAUCCCCUUUUCUGCUCCCAGCUUCUGACAGCCAGCUGGGCAGAGGCGAAACCAGACACAGAAAUAAAAAUGCAAGAGAAGGCA